This is a messenger RNA of Cynara cardunculus var. scolymus (artichoke), 1782 nucleotides long. RefSeq names its product DUF21 domain-containing protein At2g14520-like. Gene Ontology annotation, cellular component: intracellular membrane-bounded organelle. The record is from RefSeq and is a predicted model, not a curated record. Lineage: Eukaryota; Viridiplantae; Streptophyta; Magnoliopsida; Asterales; Asteraceae. Gene Ontology annotation, biological process: magnesium ion homeostasis. The transcript has 10 exons. Bases 248 to 1582 code for a protein of 444 amino acids.
CAACAUCAACAUCAACAUCAACAUCAACAUCAACAUCAAGCUUUCCUUCACCAAAUUUCACAGUUAUUAUUCUACUCAAUUUUGGAAGAGGUGAGAAUCGAAGUUUAGAGCUGUGAUCUUGUAGCAGAAAAGGAAAAAGGUUGCUCCACGUUUGGUUAAUUUGUCGUCAAGUAGCAGUCAGAGAAGUAGGGUUGUUGGUAAUUAUAGAUUAAUAGUUGAAUAUAGAAAGAGGAAGAAAAUCUAUUAAAUGGCGGUGGAGUAUGAGUGUUGUGAAUCGCAGUUCUUCUUGCAUAUAGUGAUAAUAGUGCUUUUGGUUCUCUUCGCUGGUUUGAUGUCCGGGCUUACGUUGGGGCUUAUGUCUCUGAGUCUUGUUGAUCUUGAAGUUCUUGCGAAAUCUGGCACUCCAAAAGAUCGUACAUACGCAGAGAAGAUAUUACCCGUGGUCAAGAAACAGCAUUUACUGCUUUGCACUCUUCUUAUUUGCAAUGCUGCUGCAAUGGAGGCACUUCCUAUUUUCCUGGAUAGGCUGGUGACAGCUUGGGGUGCCAUUCUCAUCUCAGUGACAUUGAUCCUUCUGUUUGGUGAGAUCAUACCUCAAUCUGUCUGUACCAGGUAUGGACUGGCUAUUGGGGCGUAUGUGUCUCCAUUUGUUCGCGUUCUUGUUUGGGUCUGUUUUCCUGUUGCUUAUCCGAUAAGCAAGCUGCUUGACUAUCUGCUGGGCCAUGAACAUGUUGCUCUUUUUCGUAGAGCUGAGUUAAAGACACUUGUCAAUAUGCAUGGUAAUGAGGCUGGAAAAGGUGGAGAACUAACACACGAUGAGACAACAAUAAUUGCAGGAGCACUUGAACUCACGGCAAAAACAGCCAGUGAUGCUAUGACUCCUAUAUCCGACACUUUCUCAGUUGAUAUUAACGCCAAACUUGACAGGAACUUAAUCAAUAUAAUCCUGGAAAGAGGGCAUAGCAGAGUGCCAGUCUAUUACGAGGAACCUACAAACAUUAUUGGACUUGUCCUGGUGAAAAAUUUGUUGACCAUCCACCCUGAAGAUGAAAUGCUUGUAAAAAGCGUCACAAUUCGUAGAAUUCCCAAGGUUCCAGAAACUCUUCCAUUGUAUGACAUUUUGAACGAGUUUCAGAAAGGUCACAGCCACAUGGCUGUUGUGGUGAGACAGUGUAAUAAGACCGCCACCAAGAGUCCGAUGUCUGAUGUGAUGAAGGAAGUACGAGUAGAUGUUGAUGGUGAUGGUAAGGAUUCUCGAGAGAAUAGCUUAAAGUCAAAAAGAUCGUUCCACAAAUGGAAAAGUUCCCCCAACGAUCGGAACAAUUCUUACAAAGGUAGCUUUAGGAGUAAAAAAUGGAAUAAAGACAUGUAUUCAGACAUUUUAGAGAUAGAGGGAAAACCUCUUCCCAAACUUCCUGAAGAAGAAGAAGCAGUUGGCAUAAUAACAAUGGAAGAUGUGAUCGAAGAACUACUGCAGGUAAAAACUCUUAAAACACAACUUAAUUGUCUUUAUAUUGUACUUAUUCGUCCCAAAAUAAAUCUCAAUGAUGAAAAAAAGGCACACAGUUCUAAAAAUAUGUAAUUAUUGAAAUUUUACCCUUAAGGGUAGAUGGAGUAAUGAAUUUUUCCAUCUUAUAAUUAAGGAUAUGAAAAGUUGACACUUACUUUUAAAAGUAGAUACUUAUUUUGGGAGAAACUAAAAUAGGAAACAUUUAUUUUAGAAUGAAUAGGAUAAUUUGUAUAUGAAACCGCUGCAACCUGCAUUGACAAUGUUCAUUUGAU